AUGGAAAUAAACACUGUGCAAACCAAAACCAAUGAGAUUUCCUUCAAAUUAUGGCAUAAAAGACUUGGACAUGUUUCAAAAGAAAGGAUAACACAACUGUGUAAGGAAUCUGUCUUACCACCAUUGAAUCAUGAAAACGAAGAUGAAGUUUGCAUUCCAUGUAUCAAAGGGAAAUUAACCAACUUAAGAAAGAAAGGGGCAUUGGGAAGCAAAGGUUUACUGGAACUCAUUCAUACGGAUAUAUGUGGACCCUUUCCAAAUCCAACUCAUGAGGGAUUUAACUACUUUAUAACUUUUACAGAUGAUUUUUCAAGAUAUGGAUAUAUCUAUCUCAUUAAAGAGAAAUCAAGUGCAUUGGACAAGUUCAAAAUUUAUAAGGCUGAAGUAGAAAACCAAUUGAACUUGAAAAUAAAGGUGGUUAGAUCGGAUAGAGGAGGAGAGUACUAUGGAAGGUUUGAUGAGACUGGAAGGAAUCCUGGACCCUUUGCCAAGUUUCUUCAAGAAGAAGGAAUUAUAGCUCAGUACACCAACCCAGGUACACCUCAACAAAAUGGAAUUUCAGAAAGAAGAAACAGGACCUUGAAAGACAUGAUAAGGAGUAUGAUGAGCUGUACAAAUCUGCCAAUUUUUCUUUGGGGAGAAGCCUUAAAAACAGCCAACUAUAUUCUAAAUAGAAUUCCAACCAAAAGCAUAAAUAGAAUUCCCUAUGAAGUGUGGAAUGGAAGGAAGCCUAGCAUUAAACAUCUGAAAAUAUGGGGCUGUAAAGCAAAAGCAAAACCUUACAAUCCAGCAGAAAAGAAGUUGGAUCCAAAAACCAUAAGUGGUUUUUUUGUUGGCUAUCCUGAAAGAACAAAGGGAUACAUAUUUUAUUGUCCCAAACACACUACCAGAUUCAUAGAAACCUCAAGAGCAGUCUUUAUAGAAACUAACCAAGAAAUAGAUGAGGAAGAAAGUUUUAGUUUUGAAGAAAUAAUCUUGAACCAUGACAUGCCACAGAAUCCAAGUAAAGAAAUUGUUAGAUUACCUCAAAUGGAUUCAAUCAACACUCAACCCGAACACACUGAAGAGACCAAUGUCAAUGGACCUGAAAUUGCAGAACCAAUGGAGUUAAAUGACAAUCAAGCACCACCAGCAGAAAAUCAAGACAUGGCUCAAGCACAAGAAGUAGCAAAUCCAGAACCAAACUUGGAACUAAGAAGAUCACAAAGGCAAAGAAAACCUGCCUUAGGAGAUGAUUAUUUUGUAUACCUACAGGGAGCAGAACAUGAUGUGAAUACCAUGGAAGAUCCUGCAACAUUCAAACAGGCCAUGACAAGUGAAAAGAAAGAAAACUGGUUUGCAGCAAUGAAGUCAAAACUGAAUUCAAUGGAGAAAAAUGGAGUCUGGAAGCUUGUGACCUUACCUCAAGGUUGCAAACCAAUUGGUAGUAAGUGGAUAUAUAAAACGAAACUGGACUCAAAAGGACAGAUAGACAGGUAUAAGGCAAGAUUGGUUGCAAAAGGAUUCACACAGAAAGAAGGAAUAGAUUUUAAUGAGACUUUCUCACCGGUCUCGACCAAGGAUUCAUUAAGGGUUAUCAUGGCCCUUGUAGCACACUUUGACCUCCACUUGCACCAGAUGGAUGUCAAGACAGCUUUCCUAAAUGGAGAUUUGGAAGAAGACAUAUACAUGGUGCAACCUGAAGGUUUUGUUCAAGAAGGGGGAAAGGACUUGGUCUGCAAGCUAAACAAGUCAAUCUAUGGAUUAAAGCAAGCCUCUAGACAGUGGUACCUAAAGUUCAACAAGGUAGUGAAAGACUUUGGUUUGGUUGAAAAUGUUUUAGAUGAAUGCAUAUACAUGAAGAUGAGUGGGAGACAUUUCAUUUUACUAGUUUUGUAUGUAGAUGACAUUUUACUAGCCUGCACAAAUCUCACCAUGUUACAUGACUGCAAGAAUUUCCUAUCUAAGAACUUUGAAAUGACUUAUCUAGCUGGGGCAUCAUAUGUUUUAGGCAUUGAUAUAAGCAGAGAUCGAAAGAAUGGGGUACUUGGACUACCACAAAAAUCCUACAUAGAAAAGGUGCUCAAGAGAUUCAAUAUGCAAAACUGCACAGGAAGUGAUAUUCCUAUUGCAAAAGGGGAUAAACUAAGCACUGAACAAGCACCUAAGACUGAGCAAGAAAAGCUGGAAAUAGUUGACAAACCAUAUGCUUCACUGGUUGGAAGCCUAAUGUAUGCGCAGGUUUGUACCAGACCUGACUUGGCCUUUGCAGUCAGUGUGCUAGGGAGAUUUCAGUCCAAUCCUGGACAAGCUCACUGGAUUGCAGGGAAAAGAGUGUUAAGAUACUUGCAAAGGACAAAAGAUUACAAACUGACAUUCAAAAGAAGUGACACGCUGGAAUUACAAGGUUAUGCAGAUGCUGAUUUUGCAGGAUGUCAAGACUCUAUGAAAUCAACAUCAGGUUUUGUAUUCAUGUUUGGAGGAGGUGCAGUGUCGUGGAGAAGUGUAAAACAACCUCUGACAACAGGUUCAACUAUGUUUGCAAAGUUUCUAGCAUGCUAUGAGGCCACCUCUCAAGCCAUAUGGUUAAGAAAUUUUAUUAUUAGUUUGAAUGUGGUUUAA
Messenger RNA from Prunus armeniaca (apricot), 2601 nucleotides. NCBI's taxonomy places the organism in Eukaryota, Viridiplantae, Streptophyta, Magnoliopsida, Rosales, Rosaceae. The record is from the annotation of a GenBank genome assembly.